AUGAACCCUUACGCCGCGAAUCACUACUACCCCAUCUACCCAUCGGGAUCAUCAUACGAUCCAUACGCGGCAAUGGCCACCCAGUACACCCCUAUUCCCUAUUACCAGACAUGCACGUCAAGCCACGCAUCUCAGAUCCAGAACCCCGGGCUCGUCCACCGCGUCCCGUGCCUCUGGGGCGGCGGCACCUGCUCGAUCAUGCUCGACGACGUCUCUGCUGCCGGAAUCAUGCGCCAUCUGCGGGUGUACCACCUCUGCGACCCUGAUCGCCCGUGGGACAAGCGUGCCCGCGGAGUAUGCGAGUGGGGCGGCGACUGCGGCAAGGAGAUGGCAUUCGCGAGCUAUGGCAAGCACGUCGCGGCGGUGCACUUACGCAGUCGCGUGCAAUGUCCAUACUGUUAUCGCGAUGUCGGGCGAACUACUGUCCGAGUGCACCUCGGUAGUGGCCCGCUUCUGAUUCCUGCAGGGCUGCCUGGUGCGGAUGUAGACCCGGUGGUAUUUGCGCAAUUCGAUGUGAUACAUAUAUUCCUACACGUUACCAACCGCCAAGUAUUAUGUAUCGACGUAAGCGAUCCAAAGCUGGCGAUCGAUCGUCUAAACAAGGAAGCGCAGUUUGGAGGUAGACGAGCCACCGCGAGGUGGCAGAAUGAAGCUAAUGUCGUAGCGGCGGCAGAGCGUCGGAGGUGGCUGCUGGUGGAGGGCGGGGGGACAGCGCUCGGCUCGGCGUCUUACCGAUGGCGCCUAGGGGAUCCCGCAAUGUUCUAUGUCACUGUGGGCGAACCAAGCCUAAUGCCACUGAUAUAUUCCCUGCAACUUAGUGAGAGAGUGAGAGAGGGGAAAAAGGAAGGGGAGACUCCAAAGCACUACGGAGUGGGUAUGAGGAAUGCUAGUUCGGUACCUGCCUGCCCUCCCUAA
Molecule: messenger RNA, 915 nt
Organism: Postia placenta MAD-698-R-SB12
Lineage: Eukaryota; Fungi; Basidiomycota; Agaricomycetes; Polyporales; Adustoporiaceae
Exons: 8
Coding region: 1-915 (304 amino acids)
Source: RefSeq, a predicted model, not a curated record